Messenger RNA from Dreissena polymorpha, 1461 nucleotides. RefSeq names its product quinone oxidoreductase PIG3-like. Gene Ontology annotation, molecular function: quinone reductase (NADPH) activity; NADPH binding; quinone binding. The coding region runs from base 120 to 1232 and encodes 370 amino acids. The transcript has 8 exons. The record is from RefSeq and is a predicted model, not a curated record. Lineage: Eukaryota; Metazoa; Mollusca; Bivalvia; Myida; Dreissenidae.
UCUAGAUUUUGACUUACCGGUAAGUUAUCUUAUACAUGUAAGUAAAAAUCUAGAACGGUACAGAUAAAUUGUCAACAACAAAUUUUCAUUGGACUGAAUAAAGUAUAUAAAGUACAUGUAUGGGAUUGAAGCUAAUUAAUAUAGUACUUCCCGUGUCUUGUGUUCUUUUGAGACAACUCCAUGCCAUGGCUUCAGAUCAGAUGAAAUACAUCCAUUUUGAGAAGGGGUGCGAGCCUGAUGGUCUGUCAGUGCAGACCACGCCUGUGCCAGCCUUGAGGUCCAGGGAGGUGUUGGUGAAAGUGUUUGCCACUGCCAUCAACAGAGCAGACAUUCUACAGAGGCGUGGCAUGUAUCCAGCACCCCCUGGGGAGAGUGACAUACUCGGACUAGAAGCGUCAGGAACUGUGGCAGCUCGCGCUGAUGACUGCACUAGCCAGUGGCACAUUGGUGACAGAGUCAUGGCCCUUCUUGCUGGUGGCGGGUAUGCAGAGUAUGUUGCUGUACCAGAGGAUGUCUUGAUGCCGGUACCCUCCGGUAUGUCGCUGACAACUGCUGCUGGUAUACCAGAGGUGUGGCUGACAGCUUACCAGCUGCUACACCUGGUGGGUGAUCUACAGAAAGGUGACACGGUGCUGAUACAUGCAGGGGGGAGUGGAGUCGGUACGGCUGCUACCCAGCUUUGUGUGUAUGCAGGGUGCCGGCCUAUAGUUACAGCUGGGAGCCAAUCUAAAUUGGACACGGCACUCAGUCUUGGGGCAGUGGCUGCUUUCAAUUACAAGCAGGAAGACUUCAGUGAAAAAGUCUUGGAAUUCACGAAUGGUCGAGGUGUAGAUCUUAUACUGGACUGUAUCGGGGCCUCGUACUACGAGCAGAACAUGAAGUCUAUCAAGACAGAGGGACGCUGGGUGCUGUAUGGGCUCCUAGGUGGCGGAUCCAUCAGUGGUGACGUGCUGAGCCAGAUUCUCAGGAAGAGGGUUCGAAUCACCGGCACCACACUACGUGUCAGGCCUCUGGAGUACAAGAAGACCCUCACCCAGAGGUUUACCCAGGAUGCUCUACCCCUGUUCAAGGCAGACUCUAGUCCCCAGUUGACCCCCAUCAUAGACUCAGUGUUUCCCUUCCACAAGGCUGCUGACGCCCACACAAGCAUGGAAACCAAUCAGAACACAGGGAAAAUAGUUCUGCAGAUUAGACAUGAGGACACUGGGAAAACACUCCAUGAUGAAUUGUAGUUCAAAACAUUUUGUUUGUAUAUUGUAGGAAGUAUAUCAUCUUUUAAGAUGUAUACACACUUAUAACAUCUUUAUGUAUUUGCCAUAUUCUAUAUACAUUUAUGAACAAUUAAUCAGAUCAUUGUUGAAAAACAUAUGCCUGUAAUGUUUUGUUUGUUUGUAUAACCAGAAACUGUACAUAAGGUGAUUGUAAAUGUUACAAAACACAAAUAAAUUAUUCAGAAAUCUA